Molecule: messenger RNA, 2967 nt
Organism: Rhizoctonia solani
Lineage: Eukaryota; Fungi; Basidiomycota; Agaricomycetes; Cantharellales; Ceratobasidiaceae
Product: imitation switch two complex protein
Exons: 16
Coding region: 1-2967 (988 amino acids)
Source: RefSeq, a predicted model, not a curated record
AUGCCAUUAGUCCGCAGAAAGCAGGUUGCGAUGCACUCAUUGCCACCCGAGCUCAUCGACAACCCCAACGACACCCGUGAUGUCUUUUACCUCGAGGAAACUGGCGAGAUAUUCCUCGACUAUGAAUCGUAUGCAUCCCGCAUGUCAUUCUACAAAAUGAAAGUCUUCCAAUGCGAAACGACCGGAAAAGGCGGACUUGACUAUUUCCAGGCUUUGCAUUCCGAGCAAACUGAAUCGAGCAAUCUCCUUGCGCGCUUCCCCGAACCACUCAAAGUUGCAGUAUUGCGGUCGGUUCAAUGGCGUAUCGUGGGAAGGCUAGACAGUCUCGUAGACCAAGUCUACGACCGCUAUGUAGAUCGAUACCACGCUGGAGAGAAGAUAUUCGUAGAUAUUCAAGGCGAAAAGUACUGGGCUCGUAUACUCAAGGUUUUCCCGCCAAAGGCACUUGUAGCUACCUGGUCCGCCCACAACGGGAACAACGUUUCUUCCUCUACCAAUCCCAACAUGCUCACUCCCAGCCGAGCGCCACCCAACGGCCUAUCACCUCUCAAUCCGAAUUACACCAACCCCAACUCGCCAUCUGGUGGAGAUUUAUCCCUUCCUCCCCAAGAAGCUUUGGCCAAAGACGACCCCGCCGCGUACUUUUAUCAAGUACAGUUGAUUGAGGAGGGCGAUGAGGAUGACCUCCCUGAGGCCAACGGUGCAGGUGCAAGUAGUAGUGGCGGAACUAAAUGGGCUGGAAGCACAAUGGAGGUCCAAAUGGGCGUCAUGAGUCGGACCGGUUGGCGUUUACCUGCGCUGGCAACAAAAUAUGGUCUCGAGACGGAGAUGCCAUCCGCGAUGCGAAAGAGUAUGGAGCGUGCAAAAGCCGGAGAACUAGAAAAGCGCAAAAAGGUUUGGGAAGACAAAGAGGAUAGACCGUCAAAAAAGGUCAAGAAGCAAGGUGAUACAGGCGAUGAUAGUGGGCGUGCUACGCCUGUUGGUAAAGUCAAAGAAACCCCAACGCCCGCUCCAGUGCGACGAUACCCGAUUGAAGACCUCGACGUGGCGGGCCGGUUAAUAAUUCGACCACCUUUCAGUCGAGAGGUACCGUUCGGAGAAUGGGGCCCUGGUGCAUGCGAAAAGUUCCUGAUGGUUUGGUCGAUAUUGACCACAUUUGGGAAACCUCUACGAUUGAGCUUUUUCACUAUGGACGAGUUUGAACAGGCAUUAAACCAUGUGUAUACGCCUCCAAACGAACACAAAUUCCCGCGCGUCGUCCCGCUUAUGGCCGAGAUUCAUGGCACUUUAUUGCUGCACAUUGCCGAACGGGCCGAUAAGCUGGUCACUCCUGUUUGGGUCGGCGACUACGGCCCCCUGUACGACUUGUUUAACGAUCAAGCAAUAAUUUUCCGGAGUGAAUACCAUAAGUUGAAGGCUGUAAUGCCUCGAGAGGAGGCGUAUGCCCAAGCUGACGCCACGAACAAAAAGCAAUUUGCCAAGUUCAGUGGGCCAGAGGAAGAUGUACAAGCUCAUGUCUGGAGGACAAAGCUCGGUCAGGUUAAACCUACCGAACUGAGCAUCGAGGAAUUGGUGGAAUUAGUCCGGCUCAAUUCUUUCAUGUAUCCCGAGUGGCGAGAGGGAGUUAUCGGUGGGCCGGAUGAGAUAGCGGCAUGGGAGAUAGUUCUGAUUGGGUGUUUGGCCGAGUACGCGACACCAGAAACCUUCCCUCGAGUACGCUCGGUCGUUGGCCAAAUCCUCAAACCCCCGCCCAUCGCUAAACCUGCUGAACAAUCUGACGCACCAAAAAUCGCUACCCUCGACGACCCCGAUUCUGAUUCGGAGGUUGGCUCUAAUGGUGGUGGCGGUGAAGAUGAACUCAAUUACAGGUGGGGAUGGAUGGCGUUGACACCCCGGGACAAACUUGAGUUGCUGGCCUUUUUGGCUGAUUUGGCCAUGACGAGUCGAGGAAUACGUUCCUUUAUGGACGAAUGUGACGCAAGGCUGACUACUUUGCGCAAGGAGAAGAUUGAGGUCAACAGGGAGAGAAAAAGAGUUGCCGAAUUGUUGGAAGAGGCAGGCGUGUCGGUCACCAAGAUGGAAGAAAAGAUGAAUAGCACUGCGAACCAGAAUGGCGAUGCUGAGGAAACGGGCGAUGCUGCAUCCGAGACUGGAUCCGCAUCCACCACCCCCUUGCCUGAAUCGGGCACUACUACGCGACGGAAAUCACGUACUGCCCCUAGCUCGACAGCACCCAACUCCCAUUCUGGAACUCCAGAAUCAACCCACCCUGUUAACCAACGCGCAGCAGCGCGCGCACAGGCAGCCGAACACAAGGGUCUUGUCAAACAACGCCAGGCCCAUAUCGACGAGGCCGCCAAGCUCGAAAAGCAGCUCGCCGAGAUUGAGCGCGAGUUUAGGCAGUUGUUGGGCGCGACUCGUAUGAAGCCAUUGGGAAAGGAUCGAUUCCACAAUCGUUUAUGGUGGUUCGAUGGGAUUGCUGGAGUCGGGGCAACAGGGAAAGUUUCUGAAGGGAAGGGGAACAAGGGGAAAGGUCGAACAGUCGAAAAGGAGAGGGAGCGAGAAGCACAGGGCGUUGGAAGAAUCUUCUUGCAAGGCCCCGAAAAGGGAGAAUGGGAGUUUGUCAUGAACGGGCGUGACGAACGAGCUGUGCAGGCGCGAAGAAUUGCCGAGGAGGGAGAGGAGUUUAUGCUCGAGCCCGGCGAGUGGGCCAUGUAUGCGGAACCCGAGCAGAUUGAAGAAUUUAUUGCGUGGUUGAACCCCAAGGGAACGCGAGAGCUUCAUCUGAAAAACUCCAUGGCCAAAUGGGGAGAACCAUUGAUGGCUGCUGUCGGGAAGCGUAGUUUGGAGCUAUCUGGCGGCAAUCGCGGACAAGCAAACGAGACGAGACGUAGUAGUCGUGUGAAAGCUGGCGCUGGAGACAGUCGCGAGUCCUAUCUUACUUGGACAAAUAAACGUGUUAGAUAA